This is a messenger RNA of Diabrotica virgifera virgifera (western corn rootworm), 965 nucleotides long. RefSeq lists its product as uncharacterized. Lineage: Eukaryota; Metazoa; Arthropoda; Insecta; Coleoptera; Chrysomelidae. The record is from RefSeq and is a predicted model, not a curated record. The transcript is spliced from 3 exons. Bases 134 to 721 code for a protein of 195 amino acids.
GUCUUCAAAUCGACUUGCUACAACGAGGAUGUAUGUACUUAAUUGCUCUAGAUAUGAACUAAAAAAAAUAAGUUGAUAUACCUAGUACAUACUUUUUUAAUUUGUUGUUAUAUUGUAUUUGUUAAAAAGUGUAAUGGAAUUGAUUUCAAAGGACAAUUUGGAACAUAUUAAUAAUAAUUACUGGGAGACUUACCCAUACAUUAGGGUAUCUACUCCAAUAUUGAAAAGAAAAGUGAAACUAGUGGAUACUGAUUCACAAUAUAUAAAAUUUUGCGAACAUCUACACGAACCUCCUAUAAAAACAAUCGUAAGAGGCCUUCAGGCCCAUAAAUCAGAUCUAACAGCAGGUCAUAUAAUUUUAAAUAGGCAGAAAUCAAAAAUAAACUCGGAAGAAAACGAAAUAAAAAAAUCCUAUGAAGAUAAUAAUUCAAUAAACAUUUAUUUAAAAUCUGAUGUAGUUGAAAUUAUUAUCAAUCCCACCGCCAAUAGUACUGAAAAGGAGACCGUUAGUAUUCACGAAAAGUUAAAAGACAUGAUACAAGGUGAGAUAUUUGCAAAUAGAUCAAAAUAUUCAAGAAAAUGGAGGAAAAUUAUUGACAACAGCAAAAGUAAAUGGCUGAGAAUCUUGGAUAUUUUUAGAAAAGAAAAAUCAGUAUCCACUUUGGUGCAGUACCAAAACAAAGGAAGAUAUUUCAAAUACGCCGACGAAAUUUGUUUUUGAAUAGAUGAACUGAUUGAAAAGUGGCGUAGAAAAAUUGUGCUGGACGUGAUUUAUCUACUAUUUAUUCUAUCUACUUGAACGAAUACUUAGGGAAAAUGUUAUUCAUCCCACUGUUUUAAAAAUGAGCAAUCAACAUUUCUGAGAUGGUGAUUAAGAUCAAAUGUAAUUUUAUUGCAAAGUAGUUGUUUUUUAAAAGUAGACAAAAUUCAAUGUGAACUUUUGUUCAAUAAAAACUUUAUUUAUU